GGAACAACCUCUCACUGUCCUCCCGCUGCCAUUGCUGUCGCCUCCGAUACUGAACUACGAGAGUCAUGUUACCCAAUACCGGGAAACUGGCAGGAUGUACAGUUUUUAUCACAGGUGCAAGCCGUGGCAUUGGCAAAGCUAUUGCAUUGAAAGCAGCAAAGGAUGGAGCAAAUAUUGUCAUUGCUGCGAAGACUACACAAGUACACCCCAAACUUCCAGGCACAAUCUAUACUGCUGCUGAAGAAAUUGAAGCCGCUGGAGGAAAGGCCUUGCCAUGUAUUGUUGAUGUGAGAGACGAACAGCAAAUCAGUAAUGCGGUGGAGAAGGCAGUUGAGAAAUUUGGAGGAAUUGAUAUCUUAGUGAAUAAUGCCAGUGCUAUUAGCUUGACCAACACAAUGGAAACACCUACGAAGAGGGUGGAUUUGAUGAUGAAUGUCAACACCAGAGGCACCUACCUUACGUCUAAAGCAUGUAUUCCUUAUUUGAAAAAGAGUAAAGUUGCUCAUAUCCUCAAUCUCAGCCCACCACUGAACCUAAAUCCACUGUGGUUCAAACAACACUGUGCUUAUACCAUUGCUAAAUAUGGUAUGUCUAUGUGUGUGCUUGGAAUGGCAGAAGAAUUUAAAGGUGAAAUUGCAGUCAAUGCAUUAUGGCCUAAAACAGCCAUACACACUGCUGCUAUGGAUAUGCUGGGAGGAUCAGGUAUUGAAAGCCAAUGUAGAAAAGUUGACAUCAUUGCAGAUGCUGCCUAUUCCAUUUUCAAAAAGCCUAAAAGUUUUACUGGUAACUUUAUUAUUGAUGAAAAUAUCUUAAAAGAAGAAGGAAUAAAAAAUUUUGACGUCUAUGCAAUUAAACCAGGUAAUCCUUUGUUACCAGAUUUCUUCUUAGAUGAAUACCCAGAUACAGUUACCAAGAAAAUGGAAUCACAUGGUGCUGUCCCACAGUUGAAAGAAGAAAAGCCACAGCCAUCAUUGAAACCACAUUCUGGAACUGUGGAAGAAACAUUUAGGAUUGUUAAAGCCUCUCUCAGCGAUGACAUUGUUAAAGCUACUCAAGCAGUUUAUCAGUUUGAACUCUCGGGUGAAGAUGGUGGAACGUGGUUUCUUGAUCUAAAGAACAAGGGUGGGAAUGCCGGACAAGGAGAGCCAACUGAUGAGGCAGAUGUAGUAAUGAAUAUGUCUACUGAUGAUUUUGUAAAAAUGUUUUCAGGGAAGCUGAAACCAACACUGGCAUUCAUGUCAGGAAAAUUGAAGAUUAAAGGAAAUAUGGCCCUAGCAAUCAAACUGGAGAAGCUAAUGAGUCAGAUGCAUGCCAAGCUGUGAAGGAAAAGAAAAAAAAUGUUGAUCUAAGCUCAAAAAGUAAAAGGGCUCAAAAGUUAAAAUCUAAUGUUUAUUUUCUUCCCUGUUGUAUUAUAAGGAUAUCCAUGUUUGUUCUGGAAAAAAUAGAAUUUCUGUAUCUGUAAGACUUAAAACAGCUAGCAAAACCAUAAACUUCAUUAAGUAGAAUUCUCAGACAUUCUCUUUUUAAUAUUUUGUGAGUUUUGCUCUCUGAGCACUAUAAACCAUUUACCAUCUUCUAAGAAAAGUAUUGUGAGCAUCCAAUCAGAUCAAGCAGUAAAGUAACAUUUGCUCUUUUCAGAGCUUUUUCCCCUGUAAAAUAUGACUAGUCCUAAAAUUUUUAAUUUGGCAUUAUAUACCAAUGAAAAUCUUAAUGAUAUCUUAGAUUUUUAUAUACUUACUUUAAAGAAGAUAAUCUAUAAUACAUUUUCACAGGAAUCACAAAAUAAACUACUUAAUACUAUUUUAAAGACUAAUGAAACAAAAUCAGUUUUUCAUUCGUUAACUAGCUUUCCAGGUAUAAGUCAACUGUAGGAAAAUAUUAUUAAUGUAAUUCAGCUAAUAUGUAUCCUCAUUUAAAUUAUAUAAAAAUGUCCUAAAAUAAAAAUUUUCUUCAGAAGUAUGUACUUGGUUUUGAAAUGAGAACAUUAGAAUAGAUGGUUGUUACAUGCUUAAAUGUCUGCUGCCCAAAUAUUUUUAAUGUUUUCAUUGAUUUUUGUAGAGAGAGAGGAAGGGAGAAAGAGAUAGAAACAUGGAUGUUAGAGAGAAACAUUGAUCGGCCGCCUCCCGCAUACAUCCAGCCCGCAACCGCAUGUGUCCUGACUAGGAAUUGAACCGGGACCUCACGGUCCCUGGGAUAGUGCUCAGUCCACUGAGUCACACUGGCUAGGCUGCUGCCCACUUUUUUGUGUUGAAGUCCUAACUUCUAGUACCUCAGAAUGUGACUGUAUUUGGAGAUAAAGCCUUUAAAAGUGGUGAUUAAAUGAAAAUGAGGCUAUUAGGAUGGGCCUUAAACCAAUCUGGUUGACGUCCUUAUAAGAAGAGGGAAUUUGGGCACAAAAGAGAGACCAGGGACGCACACUCCGAGGAAAGACCACGUGAGGACAUGGCAAGAAGGUCAUCUGCAAGUCAAGGAGAGAGGCUUCAGAGGAAACCAAAUCUACUGGCACCUUGAUCUUACACUUUUCCAGAACUGUAAGACAUUUUUGUUGGUUUAGUCACCCAUUCUGUGGUAUUUUGUUCUGGCAGCCUUAGCAAACUAAUACAAUGGUUGGU
Molecule: messenger RNA, 2612 nt
Organism: Molossus molossus (Pallas's mastiff bat)
Lineage: Eukaryota; Metazoa; Chordata; Mammalia; Chiroptera; Molossidae
Gene: HSDL2
Product: hydroxysteroid dehydrogenase like 2
Exons: 11
Coding region: 66-1322 (418 amino acids)
Cellular component (GO): mitochondrion
Source: RefSeq, a predicted model, not a curated record